Molecule: messenger RNA, 2087 nt
Organism: Pipistrellus kuhlii (Kuhl's pipistrelle)
Lineage: Eukaryota; Metazoa; Chordata; Mammalia; Chiroptera; Vespertilionidae
Gene: TNFRSF25
Product: TNF receptor superfamily member 25
Exons: 9
Coding region: 533-1876 (447 amino acids)
Biological process (GO): signal transduction
Cellular component (GO): plasma membrane
Molecular function (GO): protein binding
Source: RefSeq, a predicted model, not a curated record
CCAGCCCAUGCCCUGACACAGCCACGAGACCCACCCUUAGCGCCCCACGGUGCUGCUCCAGGCUGCCCCGAGCUUAGGCCAGGGUGGGCGAUCCGGCUGGGCUCACCGGGAGUCUCUGGGGCUCCUCUCCAGGGGAGGGCCCUGCACCCACACCUUACAGUGUCUGGAGGGGCCUGGCUCUGAACCCCCGCGGAGGAAGUUCCUUCACCCCCUCCCUUGGGGGUGGUCUCAGGGCUGAGACCGGAAGCCAGGCUCGGGGCCAGGGUAGCCCUGGCCUCCGUGCACCUUGCUGCCCGCGGGCCAUGAGCUCACUGAGCUGGGGACCGCCUCCCAGGCCAGGCCUCCACUCCCAGGGCCCCUGGGGCUGCUCCCCGACCCCCACCCCCAGGCAGGCUCCCGGGGGCGGGCCUGCGGCUGGGUGCCGGGCCGGAACUGCGGUGGGCAGGGCGGGCAGAGGGGAAGCCCCCGCAGGCGCACGCCGGGCCUGCCCGCUCCAGUCCCGCCCGAGGGCCCAGAGCGGCGGCGCGGGGCCAUGGACCAGCAGCCCCGGCGCUGGGCGGCAGCGGUGGCCGCAGCCCUCCUCCUGCUCCUGCUGGGUGCCCAGGGCCGGGGCGGCACUGCCAGUCCCCGGUGUGAGUGUGCCCGUGGCUCCCAGAGGAGGACCGGUCCGCUCUGCUGCAGGGGCUGCCCCGCAGGGCAGUACCUCGCGGCCCCCUGCACGGAGCCCUGUGGCAAUGCCACCUGCGCCCCGUGCGGCCAGGGCUCCUUCCUGGCCGGGGAGCACCACCAGCAGACCAGCUGCACCCGCUGCCAGGCCUGCGACGAGCAGGCCUCCCAGGUGGCCCUGGAGAACUGCUCGGCAGUGGCUGACACCAGGUGUGGGUGCCCGCCAGGCUGGUUUGCCGAGUGCCCGGGCCCUCACUGCAUCAGCGGCUUGCCCUUCCGCUGCCACCCGUGCCUGGACUGCGGGGCCCUGCACCGCCACACACGGGUGCCCUGUUCCAGCACAGACACUGAAUGUGGCGCCUGCCUGCCUGGCUUCUAUGAACAUGGCAACAGCUGUGUGUCCUGCCCCACGAGCGCCCUGUGGAGAUGUCCCGAGCCCUGCGCAGCGGCCUGCGGCUGGAGGCAGAGUAGGUGGCGUGCUGGGGACACAGCGGGUGGGAGAGCUGGGGAAGGCCCAGGGCAGCUGGGGGGCGGCUACACCCAGCACCCACCCACUGCUCUUUCAGUGUUCUGGGUCCAGGUGCUCCUGGCAGGCCUGGUAGUUCCACUGGUGCUCGGUGCCACCCUGACCUACACGUACCGCCGCUGCCAGCCCUGCAAGCCCGUGGUUCCUGCAGAUGGAGCCGGGAUGGGGGCCCUGACCGCUCUGCAGACCACCCACCUCUUACCCCCUGAGAGCGCCCACAUCCUCUUGGUGCCACCCAGCGGCAGUGAGAAAGCCUGCCCCGGCCAGCUGGUGGGCAGCGGCUGGACCCCUGGCUGCGCCCAGACCCAGGACGCGCCGGGCGCGGAGGGGCCGUGGUCCUGGGAGCGGCUGCGCAGCGGGGCGCUGGGCCCGCCGCCGCCGCCAGCGCCCCCUGCAGGCUCGGCGGCCGCCACGCUGCAGCUGGGCCCGCAGCUCUACGACGUGGUGGACGCGGUGCCCGCGCGGCGCUGGAAGGAGUUCGUGCGGACGCUGGGGCUGCGCGAGGCCGAGAUCGAGGCCGUGGAGGUGGAGGUGGGCCGCUUCCGCGACCAGCAGUACGAGAUGCUCAAGCGCUGGCGCCAGCAGCAGCCCGCCGGCCUGGGCGCCAUCUACGCGGCCCUGGAGCGCAUGGGGCUGGACGGCUGCGCCGAGGACCUGCGCGGCCGCCUGCAGCGCGGCCCGUGACGCCGGCCGCCCGCCAGCGGGCCCCAGGGCCCUCGCACAAGCCCUAAGUACUGUUACUUACGCGUGUAGACAUUUUAUGUCACUUAUUCUGUGCCCCCGGCCCGGCCCUGCGUAGCAGCGCCAGCCGCCCUGCCCUGCCCCCCACCCCAAGGGGAACGAGGGAACGGGGGAGGGGGUCGGAAUGGCUCCGCGGGCGCCCAGCCCCAGGGGC